UAUGUUUUGAUUCUGUCAACUGAUGUUCUGAUAGCUAGCUAGGUUAAGCUCUGCAAGUAAAAUCACAGACACACAAUUAGCAUUAUAACAUUUGCCCUUGACCAGCUACUAGUAUUUCAUCAGAUUCGUUUGCUAUUCAACCCGUGGAAGAUAACACAGCGCUGAUGAUGUCGUAAGGAGAGCUGUUUAGCAACUCAAGGAUGGAGGGUCAAGAGUCAUCCUGUUCCUCAGCUACACCAGAGAGAAGCUCCAACACUCCAGAACCAGUCAGGUCCUCGACCUCCAAACACAGGAAGUCACCUAAGAGACGACGGGAGGAGAAGAGGUCUCAAUGCCACCAUCAGGAUGACCAGGAACACCUGUUGCUGCCCGAUGGCGAGCAAAUCAGGUUGCCGGGCCAACACGAACACUCCGAGCCCUCUGGGUCUUCGACGGCAGAGAUGGCAGAGACCUCCCCUAAGAGGAGAGCUCAUUUUCUCCAUGGACCAUAUCCUGCUACUCACUUUGGACCCAAAGCCUGUAUUCUUCCUAACCCAACCUCCGUCAUGCACAUCCAGGAUCCGGCCAGUCAGCGCCUGACGUGGAACAAACCACCUGUCAACGUUUUGGUCAUCAGGAAGAUACGAGACGAGAGCCUGGUAGAACCAUUCAAAGAACUCUGCCACUUCCUCGUUGAGGAGAAGGGUAUGCUGGUGUUUGUGGAGAGGAGGGUGGUGGCUGACGUCUCCCUGACUACGGACGAGACCUUCGCCACAAUACGAAAACAACUCUGUACCUUUAGAGAAGGUUAUGAUGACAUCUCUCACUGUAUUGACCUCAUCAUCUGUCUGGGAGGAGACGGGACUCUACUCUACGCCUCCUCUCUCUUCCAGGGCAGUGUUCCUCCAGUUAUGGCGUUCCAUCUGGGUUCUCUGGGUUUUCUGACACCGUUUAAGUUUGAAUCAUACAAGACAGAGGUGGCUAAAGUUUUUGAAGGUAAUGCAGCCAUCACACUGCGUAGUCGUCUGAAGGUGAAGGUGGUGAAGGACAUGCUCCAGAGGACAGGCCAGCCAGGCCAGCAGCAGUACCAGGGGUCUGGGGGCCAAGGCCAAGCUGGGGGCCAGCCGGACACAGAGCACAAUGGCCUGCUGCCCCAUGGACACGCCAACAGCGAGGCUGGGAACAUUACCCUACAGAUGCAGGUUCUGAAUGAGGUGGUGGUGGAUCGAGGCCCUUCCUCCUACCUGUCUAAUGUUGACCUGUACCUAGAUGGACGCCUCAUCACCUCUGUACAGGGAGACGGUGUGAUCGUGUCGACCCCUACAGGCAGUACAGCGUAUGCAGCAGCAGCGGGAGCCUCGAUGAUCCAUCCUAAUGUCCCGGCCAUCAUGGUCACACCGAUCUGCCCACACUCCCUCUCCUUCAGACCCAUAGUGGUGCCUGCUGGGGUCGAGCUGAUGAUCACCCUCUCCCCUGAUGCCAGAAACACUUGCUGGGUGUCGUUCGAUGGCAGGAAGAGACAGGAGAUCAGUCAUGGAGACUGUAUAAAGAUCACUACGUCGUGCUAUCCGGUACCAUCCAUUUGUUGUCAUGAUCUGGUGUAUGACUGGUUUGAGAGCCUGGCUCAGUGUCUGCACUGGAACGUCAGAAAGAAACAAGCUCGUCUGGCUGACGAUGUCUCUGACUCCUCAGAUACAGAGAACUGAACACAGACAGACAGACACACAAAUGUGCACAGGAAUUGAAAACACACAAGCACAUAAGAAUAUAUACAGUUGAAGUCGGAAGUUUACGUUGGAGUCAUUAAAACUCGUUUUUCAACCACUCCACACCACUAGUUUGGCAAGUCGGUUAGGACAUCUACUUUGUGCAGGACACAAGUCAUUUUU
Messenger RNA from Oncorhynchus gorbuscha (pink salmon), 1868 nucleotides. It is a transcript of the gene nadkb, whose product is annotated as NAD kinase b. The transcript is spliced from 12 exons. Bases 201 to 1685 code for a protein of 494 amino acids. The record is from RefSeq and is a predicted model, not a curated record. NCBI's taxonomy places the organism in Eukaryota, Metazoa, Chordata, Actinopteri, Salmoniformes, Salmonidae. Gene Ontology annotation, molecular function: NAD+ kinase activity. Gene Ontology annotation, biological process: NADP+ biosynthetic process; NAD+ metabolic process.